AUGACUGACGAGAUAUUCAAGUCUCGAGAUGAAUUAAUUCGAUGGGCACGUGAUGUUGGGAGGAGAAGUGGUUUUGUUAUUGUUGUGAAGAAAUUAGAUGCGGGUGGCACUCAUCGUAAGAAACCAAGACUAACUCUUGCUUCUAAAAAACUAGAUACAAAUGAUGAUCGGACAUUGAUCGUGAUAUGUGGUGUGCAUAAUCAUCCUGUUGUGGUUUGUCUUGAACGUCAUUCUUAUGCCGGGAGGUUAUCACAUGAGGAAACUUCUUUGUUGGUUGAUAUGUCAAAGAGUAUGUUAGCAGUGAACAAAUACAUAGAAUGGCGUAGGAACUAUAAAGAUACUGAGACUGUUACAGAUUUGUUCUUCGCACAUCCAGUUAGUUUGGAUUUGCUACGUGCAUUCCCAUGUGUGUUACUAAUGGAUUGUACAUAUAAGACCAAUCGAUAUCGUUGGCCACUUUUAGAGAUUGUAGGCAUAACAUCCACUGAAAAGACUUUCUCUGUGGGUUUUGCAUACCUCCAGUAUGAGAAGGAGGAUAAUUAUGCAUGGGCACUUGGUAUUUUGCGUAGUUUGAUGGAUGAGAAUAGUCUUCCCAAUGUUAUUGUUACAGAUAGAGAAUUGAGUCUAAUGAAUGCUAUUGCGACGAUAUUUCCACGAGCUACAAAGGCACUUCAAUACGUGGAAUCUUCUUGGUUGGAUGCAUAUAAGGAGAGAUUUGUGGCUGCAUGGAUAGAUACAUCAUUGGAAAUGACAUUGGCAGAGUCCAAGCGAGCAUCUUUUGUUGGCAUCGACAUUGUUACAUGUGGUUGUGUUGUUCGGCGUAUACAUGGAUUACCAUGUGCGCAUGAAAUAGUAGAUUAUAUAAGAGAAAACCGACCAAUUCCUCUAACUUCUGUAGAUCCACAUUGGUCCAAGCUUGACAUGCUUAAUACUCCGAAAAAAUCAAAUUCAUUUUUGGAUUGCAAAUCUGAGUUGGAUAUGUUUGCUCGACAUUACAAAGAGGUAGAUCCAACUAUGAAGGUUCAAAUGUUAAAGAAGUUGAGGGAGAUACAUACACCUGAGCGUACAUUCUUGACUGAACCUGAAGUGAAGCUUAACUUACGAGGUCGACCAUCCUUGAAGAUUGAUACUUCUACUCCUCGUGGGCCCUCUGCCUUUGAGUUUGUCUCAUCUGCACAGUACAGCUAUUUACCAAGUGUAGGUUUGAAGAAAAAUACGUGUCCAAAGAAAUUAAAAUCAAUGCAGCAACCAAAGGUGAUUUGGGAAGGAUGGAUGUUGCAAGUGAAGAAAGAUUUACUACAAGAAUUACAUGCCCAUAUAGGUCACUACAAGAGUUUAUUUGGGAGGCAUGAAAGAGUUGAUGAGUUAACUACUACUUUAGCGUAUUUUGAAUCAAAUGCUGGAUAUAGUCAUUGGUUGACAAUACCUGACAUGGGUCCUCUAAUAUCAUCUUUUUACAAUGUCUUCUUGGUGCAUGGUCACCCAAUGCCACCUAUAGCAACGAAUUGGCGACAUUACCAUUUACCUGCUGCAGCAGGAUAG
Camellia sinensis is the source of this 1542-nucleotide messenger RNA. The record is from RefSeq and is a predicted model, not a curated record. Lineage: Eukaryota; Viridiplantae; Streptophyta; Magnoliopsida; Ericales; Theaceae.